This is a messenger RNA of Cyclopterus lumpus (lumpfish), 6265 nucleotides long. Its product is annotated as protein FAM126B-like. NCBI's taxonomy places the organism in Eukaryota, Metazoa, Chordata, Actinopteri, Perciformes, Cyclopteridae. Gene Ontology annotation, biological process: phosphatidylinositol phosphate biosynthetic process; protein localization to plasma membrane. Bases 573 to 2474 code for a protein of 633 amino acids. The transcript is spliced from 13 exons. Gene Ontology annotation, cellular component: plasma membrane. The record is from RefSeq and is a predicted model, not a curated record.
GUUAAGUAGCAUACCAAAGAAAUAAUCAACAUAAUAGGGUUAGGGUUAGGGUCUGUAAUCAAAUUAUGUUUUGUAAAGACAAAUACAUGGUUAGUUGUUUUGUUUUUUUAACAUAAUAACUAGUAUAAUUAUUUAUCUUUUUAACACCGAAGCAAUGCGCUUGAACCCGGAUGCUGAGUUUUCCAAUAACCACGAAGGCAUCACUUCUGCGCCCCCUGCAGGUCGCGCGAGCUCUGUGCUCACCAAAGCGCACCGAGUUUCGCUCACUCUGGCCAAUCGUGUCGCGCUGUGCUUCAGCACCAUUGCAGUGUGGAGAGAUCUUACGGAGGUGUAGCUUGCUGAAAGAGAGGGGCCAUUUAGAAGAAAGACACUCGACCUGGGUGACCGCCCCGAGCAAACACUACCCCUACUUCCCCGAUACAGUCACCGCGUGACAUUGCCGCGAGCAGCUUCAGUCCGGGUGACCCUCAGUGAUUGACAGAUGUGUGACACUGUGGAGAACCAUUUGCCUCUCCUCGUGGAGAUCUGAGUUCUGGGACACUGAGGCAGCCAAGGGGGGGUCUCUGAGGAAGAUGCUGGGUUCAGAGCGCAGUGUUGUCGAAGAAUGGCUCUCAGAAUUCAAGUCCUUACCAGAAACCCGCAUCCCCAGCUACGCCGGCAGCCUUCAUCUAAAGAAGUCCUUGGUGCCAGCUCUCUACAGAGUCAUCCAGGACCCCAACAAUGAGCUGCUGGAGCCUGUCUGCCACCAACUGUUUGAGCUGUACCGGAGCUCUGAAGACCGCCUGCGCCGCUUCACCCUGCAGUUCCUGCCUGAGCUGGUGUGGGUAUAUCUACGUGUCACAGCCAGCAGGGAUCGCCAGAGCAACGGGUGCAUUGAGGCCCUCCUCCUGGGCAUCUAUAACCUGGAGAUCGUUGACAAAGAUGGCAACAGCAAGCUCCUCUCCUUCACUAUCCCAUCUCUGUCCAAACCAUCAAUAUAUCACGAGCCUUCUAGCCUGGGGUCCAUGGCAUUGACGGAGGGGGCCCUCUGUCAACAUGACCUGAUCAGAGUGGUGUACAGCGGCCUCCACCCACAGAGAGAGACCUUCACAGCUCAGAACAGGUUUGAAGUGCUGUGUUUCCUCAUGCUCUGCUACAACUCUGCUGUGGUGUACAUGCCCCUAUCUUCCUAUCAGUCGGUCUGCAGAAUGAGCUCACGGCUGUGUGUAUGUGGCUUCCCCCGGCAGCAGCAGAAGCUUUGGAGGGCACCGUGCAACCGUGUGCUGCUGGACCCCGAGUUCAUGGUGCAGAUGCUGACUGCCAUUUAUCACGCCAUAUACAAUGGAGAGUGGGCGAUGGGACGGGAAGCUUUGGAAGACAUUCUGUACAGAGCCCAGCUGGAGCUUUACUCCCAGCCUCUCUUGCUGGCGAAUGCCAUGAAGAACUCGCUGCCAGCCAACGCUCCCGAUGACCCGCGGGGGCGCAAAGUGCUCCAGGUGGAGGUGACACCCACCAUCAGCCGCAUCUCUAUCUCAGCCAUCACUACUGCCUCCAUACGACGCCACCGCUGGAAGAGAGAGGAUUGUUUUGACUACUCAGCCGCAGGAGAGUUGAGCCUCAUCGUCAAUCCUCCUAGCCUCGCUCAGCACCACCACCACCACCACCACCCUCCCUGGGACCCCAGAGCCAAAGAGGAGAGAGAAGGGCGGCCUCACAGCCACCACAGCAGCAGCAGCGUCAUUCCCCCCAUCACAUUUGAGGAUGCUGAUGGGAUGAGCGGCGGGGAAGAUUCUUUCAACAUCAACGACCCAGACGAGGGUUUCUCCUCCGGGGCGUCUAACAGCAGCCAGCCCUGCGGCACCAAGGCGGGCGGCAGCAUGGGGCCGAGGGGCGGCAGCCUGAACAGCAGUAGCAGCAGCAUCAAGAAAGCCAUCACAGCCCGGCUGUCUCGGGAGAAGGAUCGGGAGAGGGAACGGGAGAAGGAUCGAGAGAAGGACCGUGAGAGGGAACGAGAGAAGGAACGAGAGAAGGAACAGGAGAGGGAACGAGAGAAGGAACAGGAGAGGGAGGCGGAAAAACAGGCAGAUUUGGCAGCGGAUCACCAGGCUGAUGUGAGGAGGCACCAGAAGCAGCAGUCACCUCCAGCUAGCAUCAACUUGGAUGCCAUCCACCUGAGCCCCAUAAAGAAGCACCUGAGCUUCCCUGUGGGGCCCACGUUGGUGCGGACUGGCAGCACCUCAUCCAGCAAGUCCUUUGACUGCAUGAAUUUCAACCUGAAUGGAGGUGAUGAUGAGCGAAAGGAGGAGGCGGCGGGGGGCUCUGAAAAGGAAGGAGGGCCUCCAACAGGCGGCUCCCACCGCCGCUCCACCAUUAGCCUGCAGGAGGAGCCCCUCAUCAGGCCAGAGGAUGCCCAGGAACUCCUGUCUCCUGGAGCUCCUCUCACCAAGCAGUCCCGCUCCCCCAGUUUCAACAUGCAGAUCAUAUCACAGGUCUAACAACACAAUGCAGGGCACGACACACACACACACACACACACACACACACACACACACACACAGACAGGAAAAUACCGGUUCCUUGUGCAGUUCUUCUCUGCAACUUUUAACAAUCCUACUAUGACAACUUCUCUCUACCUAUCUGUAUUGGUGUGUGUGUGCGUGUCUGUGUGUGCGCGCAUGUGUGUUUGUUUGUGCUCAAGAGUUGUGUCUCCACCCUUUUUAAAGUCUAUUCCAAUCUUGACCUGCAGUCGUUGCUGGUGGGUGUAGUAAAUGACGACUGUUGUAACUUCAGUCCAGCAUGUCACUGCGUCCUCCCGUCUGACCAAGCUGAGCAUUCCACAUAGAAACUUGCCUCAAAAGGAGGAAGCGUUGAGAGGAGAUGCGUAAGGAUGCCACGCUAGCUGUAGAGGAUAUCUAUGUAUGACAUUUCAGAAUUGUUUAGUUCCUGACUGAAUCGGUCAGAAAUGAAUCGGCAAUAAAACUUACCGUCGCUCAUGUUUGAGAAGAGUGAGGAUUAUUGCUCUUUCUCUUCAUUCCUUCCCCUUUCAUUCCCGGGCUCACGUGCAAUCGAUCUAGCUGAUUUAUCUUCCUUGUUAAUUGUUGUUUUUUAAUGAGGCAUAAAUGGUUUUAAUAAAUAAAAAUCCUUUUAAAUGUUUGUUUUUUUAAAAUCACAAUCCAAAGAAAGUAACUUGUCCGACAGGAAUUUGGCAAAAAUCAGUCGGACCAAAGUGAUUCUCUAGUUUUCAGCCGAUGACCUUUUUUUAUUUAUUCUGUAAUUAUAAUAUUCUCAUUUGAUCUGUAAAUUCCGACUUUUAAAAUGGUUGUAAACUGAAAUGUGGUUACGGUUUGUUUAACCCAAGCUUUUAGCUGGACAAAUCUGAAGAAAAUCACUACUGUGCAGCUACAAGAGGAAUGAGUUAAUCUUGAUUUAAUACCCAAAGGUGAAUUUGAGAAGAACUGGAUUAAAACGAUUUUGCCGAUUUGGGUCUGAAGCUAAAAGGCAAUGACUGUAUUUUAUAUUUGAUUGUCAUGAUGGUUUAAACCAUUUCAUGGGUCCUUCCAUCUGAAAGCACUUGUGUGUUUUCCGGGCUCUCGCUUGUGUGUGGUGUCAUAACUGAGCCGGGGCCGUCCUGCCGUCCGCAGGCUUGUACUAGUCAAUGCGCAUCAGCAGUCGCCGUGGCGAUCGUCUCACGUUUUGUGCUCCGAUUGGACGCUCAUGAAACAUUUUGUUCUACCUCAUUGUGUGUUCACCCUGCCACUCAGACACUCGUCUCCCAAUCAGACGCAGGAUUUAAAGAUCCCGUUAGGUUUGAAACUGGAGCGCUCGAACAGUUUGGGGGAUUAAACUGUGGACCAAACUGGUUUCACACUAGAACUGUAAGUGUACGUGUGUGUGUGUGUGUUCAUGUGAGGAGUUGUGACUGAAGGCCUUGCAUUUCAGUUCAAUCCCACCACGCACUACAAAUGGCUGCAAAACAAGAACACGACUGUCUCCAGGUUUUGAUCUGUCAAAUAACAAACACCCACAUCGGGAGAAACCUGAUUAUUUGAAUUCCCUAGUAAUUAUUCUAGUAAUUAUUCCCUAGUAAUAUAUUAUUUUCUUUAUAUAAUUUUUGAAGUGCAAUUUCUUUUCUCUCUUUUUUUUUUAUGCUCAUGUGCAUGGGAGUUGGAAUCUCUGCUGUUAAAUGCCUGCAUCUGCAAACAGUGCUAGCUAGCCUUCUGUCGUGCUCCCUGCCCCGGCUGAGUGAACUGAACAUGGCGUGCUGUCUGCAUGUUUAGUGCCCUGCAAAGCACGGCGGUUUCAGAUGUGUGAAACAGCCAGCGAGCCAAACCCAAGUCUCGUCCUCGUCUUUGCCAGAUGUGCCAAUACACAUCCUGUCCUUAAGGAAAUCAUGUUUUGCUUGGGUGUCUUAAGCUUACAAAUGCCUAUUUUUCUUUCUGUUUACUGGUCUUAUUUUAAAGUUACAGGACACAAAAAAAAGGGAUGUUUGGACGUAUGGCUCAACGUGCCCUUAGCAGCUUCAACUUUUUUUGCCAUGAAUUUGCUCGUCACAGGUGUGUGUGUGUGUGUGUGUGUGUGUGUGUGACACACUCACUGUUUGCUGUUUACAUGUAGAAGCGGUAUAUUAUGCGUCCGUGUACUGUAGAUGUCUGCUGUUGUAUUGCGUUUCCCUCUGUCUUGCUCACGUGCUGGUUUGAAAUUGAGAGUGAGUGAUAUAUGUAUAUAAAAGUUAGUUCAGUCGGCAGUGAAAAUCCCACACAGUCGAGCUCCUGCUGUGCUGGAAACCUUCUCAGCGGCUGCUCCUGGUCCCGAGUGAGUCCUGUUUGCGCUUUAGCCUUAAACAUUUCAGGCCAAGAAGCCUCGGCUCUUUGGACUCUCAUGCGCCUCCUCCUCCUCCUCCCCCCGCUGGACUGUGGAGGAAGAAGAGAGGAGUGCAGCUACAGUUCACACUCGCCCGGUCCUCUGCUGUCAUCCCUGAGCCGUGUUCCCAUUUGCUGUAUUUUUGCCCGUGAGUUGAGUGGCACCUUUUUUUGCUGUUUUUAAAACUGGUGACGUGUUCAUGUCAUUAAUGAGUGCCCCGGACCAAGGUGACCAGCAGCCAUGUUGGUACUGUAUGUGGACUUAGAGUAACGGAUAGACAAUUAUUCCUCAGUGUCCGGUGUUAUUUGCAUGUGAUCAGGGUGGGAAAUGAACACCAGCCAGUGAAUGUUGAUACAACUUGACUGUGGCUGGAAGUGUUAUCUGCUAUUCAUUUAGUACAUUAAUAGACUAAAGACGACUUCUCAUGAGGUCCAAUUACAUUUCAAAAAGCAUCUCUCUAUGAAAGUAAAAGGUUGCUCUUGGUCAGCCACUGUCGCUGGUGGACAAAGUUCAUUUCCUGUCCUGCAUGUGAUAACUGUGGGCUUUGUUUUAUGCACUUUAAUCCAUCCACCUCUCUCCUCAAGAUAGUUAUUGAAAUAAUAUAUAUACAUAUAUGUAUAUCUAUUAUAUAUGUGCAAACGUGUAUACACUCAAUGCAGGGUUUUAGUCUCUUUAAAGUAGUAAUUCUAUGUGAUGUCACAUCCAACACAAUGCUAUUUUUGUUAAAGUCUAAGGGUACAGCUAUUUAUUUAUUUUUAUUUUCAAAACCAAAAAAAAAUGUUACGGGGGUCUGGAAGGUCUCAGGAGUUUAUCAAAAAGCCACAUUUUAAAAAUGGCAGCACCAACAUUUCUGUUCUUAAAGUCAGAAUUGAUUCUAUGCAACAUGUUUUCCCCUCUUUUUUUAUUUUUGGUGUUACCAGCUUUUAUUGAUCCGUGUCGGGUGGGACGGGGCACAUGCAUUUAAGCUGAUUUUGAAGGUGCAAGUCCUCAACAGCGCCCCCAUUCAGCGGUUCUGUUUAUGCACCCUGUCAAGGUGCUGCAGAGCGAAGGACCGCUUAUGUGGCUGAAAUAAAAGGACCAUCCAUUUGUCAUCCGACUGCCCUCCCAGAGAGAAAGCCACACUGGGGCCUUUGGUGCAUGUCGAGCCCUUCUGUCAGUUUGCUGCUCUGUGGCUCAAAGACGUUCGUUGGUGUAUGAAAUAUAAACAGAUUAUCAACAAUGAAUCUAAUCUGGUUGCUUCGAGGGAAGCUGCUGGGCGAUGUGAUAACACUGUACUAUUGAUGUUGUAUAAAUGGAGAGAGACUUAUUUUAAAUCUUGUAUAUAGAAAAUGUACAAAGGUGAAAGCAAGAUAAAUAUAAAAACUGCAGAUCAGUCUGAGAUGUAGAGAGAAAUUAAUCUGUAUAUUGUUGAAUAAAUAUUGUGCCG